This is a messenger RNA of Phytophthora nicotianae INRA-310, 882 nucleotides long. RefSeq lists its product as hypothetical. The record is from RefSeq and is a predicted model, not a curated record. NCBI's taxonomy places the organism in Eukaryota, Oomycota, Peronosporomycetes, Peronosporales, Peronosporaceae. The transcript has a single exon. The coding region runs from base 1 to 816 and encodes 271 amino acids.
AUGGACUUCGAAUUGGAUCACUUCGUCUCUGACGUUCUACAGCUCAAGUCUGGACAGCGAUCGCGGGAAUCCACAGCCAUGAUCUACCGCGUAGCCAUAUUGUUGACGGUGUUCAUAUUUGUUGCCAGCAGCUACACAUUCGCAACGCCCAAUAAGUCCUAUUUACAUGCAAAUAAAACACCCCGCAGUUUACAAGAAAGCCUCUCUCGGCAACUGGAAGAGAGAGGCUUCCUGACGAAUGUCGUGACAAACGUGAAGAUGUGGUGGAAAACGAGGAGGUGGGCCAAGAAAGGAACUCCAGAGAACGAGGUUAAGAAGGCGUUGGGGCUCGACAAAAUGACCGAAAGUUCGAUAAAAGCCCAUCCAAACUACAAGUACUACCAGAAGUUUCUCUACAAGGCAGAAGGAAUUAAACUCGACGGAUGGGUCGAGAGCAGCAAGAUUUCUCCUCCGACAGUCUGGAGACAUUUUGGGCUGGAUAAAAUGUCGGCCUCGCAGCGUGAGACGAGUGACAACAUGAGGGUCUACGUGAGGUAUCUGAAAAAGUACGACGAUGCAGUAUAUCGCUACGGAUAUAAGGAAUAUUUCCCCAGUUCGGAAGCGGAAAAACAAGUCUACCUUAAAGUUUGGGCCAUGACCGACAGACCUGAUCAAUAUGUUCUCAAACGGUUAAAUAUUGACCGCGGAGAAAACAAAUACUUCAGUUACAACUACAAAAGAAUGAGGACACGCUGGAAGACUGAGGAAGAGAUCAUGGCCCAUCCAAACUACUACCUUUUUAGGGAGUUUCAGAGAUUGAAAGCGCAAUCCUGGUGAUCUGCUCGCUGCGACGUAUGUGCUCCACUUGAUAAAGAUAAUAUAGCCCCAGCAAACGCAUUUCGG